This is a messenger RNA of Entelurus aequoreus (snake pipefish), 3705 nucleotides long. RefSeq lists its product as uncharacterized. The transcript is spliced from 4 exons. The record is from RefSeq and is a predicted model, not a curated record. The coding region runs from base 316 to 1194 and encodes 292 amino acids. NCBI's taxonomy places the organism in Eukaryota, Metazoa, Chordata, Actinopteri, Syngnathiformes, Syngnathidae. Gene Ontology annotation, cellular component: membrane.
AUUUCACAAGUAGACCUGAACGCACCAUUGCCCGAGAGCAGAAUACACGUUAUUUUGUUCCUCAAUGGCUUGUAAUAUGUCGGAAGGAACACAACAUUUGCUAUGGCUAAAGUUAUUUUACAAACCACCACAACAAUGUUUUUAAGGACCGCUAUUUAUGAAGAGUUUCUAGUUUCUCUUCCGCCUCCCCUCCCAGAGAGGGCGGGGUUCUCUGUUACCUGCACGGCAGCGGAGGUAAUAAUGGCGACCUAGUUGGACUACAUUGCUCGAACACCGACUUCAACCUUCUUUCUUUCCCAGUCAAAGUCCACAGCCAUGAGCCAACCAGCCCGUUCAAAGCCAGGCCACCGAGAGAGGAAUGGUGAUCGUCGGCAGCCCCGUGAGCCACACGAUGCGGGGCGUUCGUCAGCUGACAGAACUUCUUCCCAAGACCCGUACUAUUCCAGAGAAGCCGAUCAUCCGCCCAGACAUACGCAGGGUGUGUCGCGUGGUGAACGUCAGGACUCCAAAUGCACAAACAUGUGCUCCAGGAGAGGCGUGGUUCUGAUCUGCUCGGUGCUGACCAACGCCCUGGUCCUCAUCUGUGUGGUGGCCGCUCAGAUGGCCAUGUCGGGCCUGUCCGCCAUGGGUGGCCUGGGCGGCUUCGACAUCAACUCCAACUUCAACCUGCAGGGCACCGAGCUGCAGAAGGUGCGGGAACUGGACGCGCAGUUCAGCCAGAUGAGAGCGCCGGGAAUCUACGGCGGCGUGGCCUUCAGCCUGACGAUGGGCGUGGUCUCGCUCCUGUUUGUGGUCGCGGGCAACAAGCCCCCCCACCACAUGUCCCGUAGGCUUCUUUACGGAGCGCUGGUGUUCCAGGCCGUGGGGGCCGUGGCCUACGUGGUGGCUGUUGGUCUCUAUCUGCAUUUCGUCAUGCGGGUCAACGCCACCGAUGUCUGCACGCAGCGCGAGCGGCUGUACGCACGGAACGGGUACACUUGGAUGAACUGUGACGUCGGCGGCGGGGACGCAGCCGUGGCGCUGUUUGGACUCAUCACGGCUUGCUUGUAUACCGCCGGAACGGUGCUCACCUUCCAAACCAUCCGUUGGGUAAAGCGCUACUUGCAAGAGCGUAAACGCCGUGAGGUGGAGCGAGAGCCGGCGCGAUCCCACCCACAGAGGGCUCCACUGAGGGCCGAAACCACGUCUGUAUGAACAUGCUCCAAAUACAGUAUUGACCCGGAUAGAAGAUGGUAUUUUUUACGUGCUGCACGGAUGUUUAAAGUUUAUUUUAGAAGCUUUUUGUCAAAUCUGAGCUGGUAAAAAUAGAUUAAAAUCAUAAUGAAUAUGUUUAAGCUAAACAGCAUUUUGGUUUGAUUUGUUUGGAAGUGACAAAAGCUGCUGGAUGAUGUCAUACUUAUGUUUUUACUGCACUGUCUUUUGUCAGAUGAUUAAAAUAGUAUUUUAUUACCGAACAAAAGUGAACGUUAGCAAACGGGUUCUGAUUAGAGAUGUCCGAUAAUAUCUGCCUGCCAAUAUUAUCGGCCGAUAAAUGCUUUAAAAUGUAAUAUCGGAAAUUAUCGGUAUCGUUUUUUUUAAUUAAUUUUUUUGUAUUAAAUCAACAUAAAAAACACAAGACACACUUACAAUUAGUACACCAACCCAAAAAACCUCCCUCCCCCAUUCACACUCAUUCACACAAAAGGGUUGUUUCUUUCUGUUAUUAAUAUUCUGCUUCCUACAUUAUAUAUCAAUAUAUAUCAAUACAGUCUGCAAGGGAUACAGUCCGUAAGCACACAUGAUUGUGCGUGCUGCUGGUCCACUAAUAGUACUAACAGUUAAUUUCACUCAUUUUCAUUAAUUACUAGUUUCUAUGUAACUGUUUUUAUAUUGUUUUACUUUCUUUUUUUAUUCAAGAAAAUGUUUUUAAUUUAUUUAUCUUAUUUAAUUUAAUUUAAAAAAAAAAAAGGACUUUAUCUUCACCAUACCUGGUUGUCCAAAUUAGGCAUAAUAAUGUGUUAAUUCCACGACUGUAUAUAUAGCGGUAUCAGUUGAUAUCGAUAAUUAAGAGUUGGACAAUAUCGGGAUAUCGGCAAAAAGCCAUUAUCGGACAUCCCUAGUUCUGAUACCAGAUUUGAAGAUAACGGCGAGCCACAAAGCAGCGAAUCCACCAGAUGUUGCCUCGCUGAUCACAAAACCAUGAGUUUUAAAAUCGGGAUCUAGGUUUUCAUGACCAUCUUUAUUAAAGACAUCAGUCAACAUGAUGGAGUUAUCAGGAAACUUACAUGUUUUAAGAGCUUCCUUGUGCAGUUUUUGAGAAUGACGUAACAGUUCUGAGAACAUUCACCGAGUCAGAUCGGAACAGUCAGAUCCUCUUGUUCAGCAUUUGCUCACCACUCUGUAACACAAAUGGAAUAACAAGCCUUCUGAAAUACAUCUUUUUCUCUCAGAGAACAAUAGCAUGAAUCAGUGACCAGGUCACUUUAAGACUUUGAAACUCUUUGGAGUUAAAAGUUUACCAACCAGACCCUCCAGGAUUUCGAGAUGUUGCGAUUGCUCUAAUUCAACCAGUCCAAAAAUGAUGUGCAACCUAGAAACUUUGUCCAAUCCCCGCAAUUGUUCUGCCAAUUAACUGUUUCCCUAGUACUCGUCUAACCAAUCAGAUGGGUUUCUGCAUGGUGCACUUCUUUGUUUAAGUUGUUGAAGUGUGAUAAUCUAGCCUUUUAUAAUCUCCGCUGUAGAUUGUACUAAAAAAAAUUCCCAAUCUUCUGCAAGCAAUGUGUUGAUGUGCAACUUUGAUGCAGACAGCGGCCAAUAAGGAAGCCUUUGGUGGCGUUUCGCCAACUCUGCACAAAUUUGUGUCAAUUGGUCACACUUGUAAAAAAAAAAAAAAGCCUGCAGAUGAAACAUUAACUGUAAAAUAACAUUGGUAAAUAUACUAAGAUUGUGGAUAUACACUACCGUUCAAAAGUUUGGGGUCACAUUGAAAUGUCCUUAUUUUUGAAGGAAAAGCACUGUAUUUUUCAAUAAACUAGUCUUAACUUGAAAGAAAUACACUCUAUACAUUGCUAAUGUGGUAAAUGACUAUUCUAGCUGCAAAUGUCUGGUUUUUGGUGCAAUAUCUACAUAGGUGUAUAGAGGCCCAUUUCCAGCAACUAUCACUCCAGUGUUCUAAUGGUACAAUGUGUUUGCUCAUUGGCUCAGAAGGCUAAUUGAUGAUUAGAAAACCCUUGUGCAAUCAUGUUCACACAUCUGAAAACAGUUUAGCUCGUUACAGAAGCUACAAAACUGACCUUCCUUUGAGCAGAUUGAGUUUCUGGAGCAUCACAUUUGUGGGCUCAAUUAAACGCUCAAAAUGGCCAGAAAAAGAGAACUUUCAUCUGAAACUCGACAGUCUAUUCUCGUUCUUAGAAAUGAAGGCUAUUCCACAAAAUUGUUUGGGUGACCCCAAACUUUUGAACGGUAGUGUAGUUUAGAAACAGAAUAUAUUGAAAAUGACUCCUCUACCAUGUUUCAUUAAAGUACAUAUUUUCAGGAGAUUAUAAGAGAAGAGAAGUCAGUGUACAGCUUGUAUAGGGCGUCAUUUUUAUAGUAAGUUGUCCCUUAUAAGCAUGUGCAUUGUGUAGUUUUCUGCAUAAUUGAUUUAUAACUGUGAACAUUUGCAUUUUUUUCCUCAGGUGAAGACUUAAACCCUAGCAGGAAUAACAAUUAUUUGAAUAAAGCCUA